ACCGGAGGAGAAGCGACGCCGCUUCCGGAGGUUGGGCCUUUUCUGCCGGCGCAGGUUGCGCGGGAGAAACGGAGCGCUUUGGGGUUGGAGGACAGGAUCUCCUAGGGACUGGAUCUCCGGCGCAGUGUGCGUCCUAGCGAUGGCACAGGGAGCAGCUGCUGACUUUGGGUAAACCGGAUCGACCGAGGCGCAGGAGAGCGGCCCAAACCUCCAAGAACAUCCCUCCCGAGUGCAAAAAGGAGAGCAGUGGCACCACCAGGCCCACCACAUAUCUGAUCUGUAUUAUUUGUCCUGCUUCUGGGGAGUCAUCGCUGCCGCUAUGCCUGCUUUUCGGCAGGUUGGGGAAAAACAGCUUCCUCAAGAAGUCAUUUUUAUGGCCUGGUCUCCCAAGAGGGAUUUGAUCGCUCUUGCAAACAAAGUUGGAGAGGUUUUGCUUCAUCGCCUUGCAAACUUUCAGCGAUUGUGGAGUUUGCCACCGAGCGAAAGCACCGGGAAGGAAGUGACGGCCCUUGCGUGGCGGCCAGAUGGCAAAAUUUUGGCUUUUGCACUUGCGGAUACUAAGCAAGUUAUCUUGUGUGACGUAGAGAAACCAGAGAGCUUGCAUUCUUUCUCAGUGGAUGUGCCUAUCACUUACAUGCACUGGAUGGAAGUUACAGAAGAAAGCAGUGUCCUCACUUCCUUUUAUAAUGCUGAGGACGAGUCCAAUCUUCUUCUUCCAAAACUACCAGCAUUGCCAAAGAACUACAGUACCACUGCAAAAAUUUUCAGUGAAGAAAAGUCAGAUGAGAUUAUGAAACUCAUGGGAGAUGUCAGGCUGAAUGCUCUGGUUCUUGGGGGCAAUGCUGGGUUUAUUGAGAUCUACGCUUAUGGGAUGUACAAGAUUGCUACAGUAACGGGGGUGACUGGUUCGUGCCUCGCUUUGUGCUUAUCAAGUGACUUGAAAUCACUGUCGGUUAUCACAAAAGUAGAAGUUUCUCCAGAAAGUGAGCCAGAAAUAACAUACUUCCAACUGGACACCAGUUUGCUCUCAGCGUAUUUACCAGAAGUGACUCGAAUGGCUAGAAAAUUCACACACAUUUCAACUCUCUUGCAGUAUAUAAAGCUGUCGCUGACAUGCAUGUGUGAAGCUUGGGAAGAAAUACUGAUGCAGAUGGAUUCACGGCUAACCAAAUUUGUGCAGGAGAAGAACACAACGACUUCCGUUCAAGAUGAAUUUAUGCAGUUGCUGUUGUGGGGCAAAGCAAGCCUUGAACUUCAGGCGCUGCUUAUGAAUCAGCUCACAGUAAAGGGCUUAAAAAAACUUGGCCAGUCCAUGGAAUCCUCUUAUUCCAGUAUUCAGAAGCUUGUCAUAAGUCACUUGCAAAGUGGCUCUGAGGCUUUGCUUUACCAUCUCAGUGAACUGAAAGGAAUGGCAUUGUGGAAACAAAAGUAUGAGUCUCUUGGACUGGAUGCAACAGGAAUAGAAGAAGCUAUUACUGCGGUGGGCUCCUUCAUCCUUAAAGCAAAUGAGUUGCUUCAAGUUAUAGACAGCAGUAUGAAGAACUUCAAAGCUUUUUUCCGGUGGCUAUAUGUAGCCAUGCUGAGAAUGUCAGAAGAUCAUGUCCCUCCAGAGCUGAACAAGAUGACUCAGAAAGACAUCACUUUUGUUGCCGAUUUUCUUACUGAACAUUUCAAUGAGGCACCUGAGCUCUACAAUCGAAAAGGGAAAUACUUUAAUGUAGAAAGAGUUGGUCAGUAUUUGAAAGAUGAGGACGAUGACCUCGUGUCCCCACCUAACACAGAAGGAAACCAGUGGUUUAACUUCCUCCAAAAUAGCAACAAUCUCAAAGAAAGCCCGUUGCUGUUUCCAUACUACCCUCAGAAGUCCUUGCAUUUUGUCAAAAGGCGGAUGGAGGGAAUUAUUGACCAGUGCCUACAAAAGCCGGCUGAUGUGGUUGGAAAAUCGGUGCACGAGGCGUUUUGUAUGCCUCUGUACAAAGCAUCCAAAAGUGAGGAUUCAACAUCCCAGCUCUUCAAGUUGCCCUUUUUGUGGAACGAUAAAUCGUCCAAUUUGCAUUACGUUUUGUUCACGAUGUUAGAAAGUUCCAUUUCUAAAAUAUACAUAUUGAGGAGGCAUACGGACACUUCAAGGUCUGCUGAUAAUGGGCUACUCGCUGUUGAUUUUGGAAAUUUUCUUAACAGCAGUAUUAAUGAAAAUUCAGGAACAAGUUGUUACAGUUGCCUCGAUGCCCAUUUCUACGACGACGAAACAAUCACGGUAAUCCUUGCGGAGAAUUCAGAGCAAGAGGGAAAGGAGAGGAUUUUGGCCCAGUUGCCGUUAUCGUCCGUAUAUACCGAGGAAAACCAGGGAUUGGAAUUCAGCUGGAAUUCUGCUCAAAGAUUGGAUAUGCAAUGUGAGGACAUUCCUACACAGCCUGUCACCAUCGAGGGUCAGUGGAGGGUGUUGGAGAACAUGAAAGCCCAGUAUGUUGCUGUAAAUGGCAUCCGAAAAGUUUCUUGUGUGCUAAGUUCCAACCUCCGGCACAUCCGAGUGUUUGAAAUGGACGUGGAAGAUGACGGAGAGGCGGAGGAGGAGGAAGAGGAAGAAACGGUCCCGCAGGCAAGCGCGGGUGAGGAGGAGCCCCGCCCGUCUACGAGCAACCAGGAAGAGAGCGUCCAUGUUGGCUCUGCUGAAUUAGCGGAUGAAAUAGGAGAACAGGAAUCAAGUCUCGAUGCGUGAGACAAAACUCCCGGUUCACUGGCUGCA
Molecule: messenger RNA, 2746 nt
Organism: Lacerta agilis (Sand lizard)
Lineage: Eukaryota; Metazoa; Chordata; Lepidosauria; Squamata; Lacertidae
Gene: ANAPC4
Product: anaphase promoting complex subunit 4
Exons: 29
Coding region: 320-2719 (799 amino acids)
Biological process (GO): positive regulation of mitotic metaphase/anaphase transition; anaphase-promoting complex-dependent catabolic process; protein K11-linked ubiquitination
Cellular component (GO): nuclear periphery; anaphase-promoting complex
Molecular function (GO): protein binding
Source: RefSeq, a predicted model, not a curated record